Messenger RNA from Anopheles funestus (African malaria mosquito), 784 nucleotides. RefSeq lists its product as uncharacterized. The transcript has 3 exons. The coding region runs from base 260 to 610 and encodes 116 amino acids. The record is from RefSeq and is a predicted model, not a curated record. NCBI's taxonomy places the organism in Eukaryota, Metazoa, Arthropoda, Insecta, Diptera, Culicidae.
UCUCCAUCGCUUUGGAUAAUAUUUUUAAAGUAGCGUUUUUGGUGUAAUCUUGUUUUCAAGUUUGAAGUUAAUGUUUCAAAUAGUUGAAACAUUAACUUAGGAUAUGCAAAAACAAACCUUUGUAGGUUAUACGCAUGUGCAAAAAGGAACGUUUGUUGUUCUGCUCUUCGGGUGUUAGAAAGUAAACAAAUAUCUGUCGUGUAGACGCUGUUGAAUUCAUAGUUUUAUCUUCAUACGAAUCAGGAACAAAUUGUUCAAAAUGCUACAUUCUGCCUCGGUAAACUUUUUCCUAUUAUCCACCAUAACAAUCGCCAUGACAGUAUGGUCUGCAGACGUUGAUAAGGUAGUGUUUCAAUUUCCCGAGUACGAUUUUAAGGAAACGAGCAAAAAUGAACUUACAUUUCGUGAGUACGAAUCAGCUUGUGAUCAAAGCAACCGAUGCACAGAAUUUGAUGGAAUCGAGCGGACUCGAUGCGUUCGGGAAUGUAUUUCACCAUCGUGCUACCAAGAAAUAUACAAAUUUGAUGAGCUCGAAGAAGGUGAAAUCGAUGUACGACUGAACUCAUUCCGUGCCUGUUUUAUGCAACGUCUCAAUCGCAACCGUGGCUAAAACCGUAUCUAUAUACGCAUCGUUACUUAAGUAGUAUUUGAGUAUUCCUCAUGGCCUGUUUAUUAUUCAGUAUUCAAUCGUAGUACGAGCAGUGGUCCGUUCCUAUCCAUUCUAUCCGGCCGCUACGCGAAUCAAUUAAUUUUUUGCGAAUAAAUAGUGAACUUUAUUAACACA